AUGCUGCAGGUACUUAUUUUGAGAUCCAACAAAUUUUAUGGCUCCAUUGCCAAUCCUAUGGCUCGAUUUCCUUUCAGAAAGUUGCGGAUAUUGGACCUUGCCCACAAUGAGUUCAGUGGGAAAUUGCCAGCAGAAUAUUUUAAAAGUUUGAUGGCAAUGAUGGAAGCAAUUACCACUAAAUUCGAAUAUAUGGGAGAAGAUUAUUACCAAGAUUCUGUAUCUGUUGAGAUGAAAGGCACAUUUAUGGAACUAGUGAAAAUUCUAUCUAUUUUCACUGCCAUUGAUCUCUCCAAAAAUAACUUUGAGGGAGAGAUUCCGAAAGUGCUUGGGAAUCUCAGAUCACUCAAAGGGCUUAACUUUUCUCACAACAAAUUGACGCGUUCUAUUCCUCCAUCAUUGGGAAACUUAAGCAGUCUUGAAUGGUUAGACUUUUCUUCAAACCAGCUUGUUGGUAGGAUUCCUCAACAGUUGACAGAUAUAACAUUUCUCGAAGUGUUGAACCUUUCCAAUAAUAGGUUGGAUGGAUCCAUUCCAACCGGCAAGCAAUUUGAUACAUUUGGUUAUUCUUCCUACAGUGGAAACAUGGGGUUAUGUGGACUUCCAUUGACCAAAUCAUGCAGCAAUAAUAUUGAUGAGGCACAAAAAGAAGGUGAUGAGGAUGAGCAAACAAAUGGGUUUGACCUUUGGAAAAUUGUAGUGAUAGGCUAUGGAUGUGGAGUGGUGAUUGGAAUAUCAAUUGGAUACAUGGCGCUUUCAGAUAGAAGAAUUGCUCUGUUUUUUAUGAAAAAGCUUGAAGGAGAAUGA
Molecule: messenger RNA, 804 nt
Organism: Ziziphus jujuba (common jujube)
Lineage: Eukaryota; Viridiplantae; Streptophyta; Magnoliopsida; Rosales; Rhamnaceae
Product: receptor-like protein 33
Exons: 1
Coding region: 1-804 (267 amino acids)
Molecular function (GO): protein binding
Source: RefSeq, a predicted model, not a curated record